CGCAGCGGGCGGGCAGGGACCGAAGCCCAGAGACCAGAGCAGGGGGCACCGGGGCGGCCCGGAACGGCGCGAGCACAAUGAGCAACAAAUACGACGUGGUCGUGGUGGGGGGCGGCAUCUCAGGUAUGGCAGCAGCAAAACUUCUGCAUGACUGUGGCUUGAAUGUGGUUGUUCUGGAAGCCCGGGACCGCGUGGGAGGCAGGACGUACACCUUGAGGAACCAAAAGGUUAAAUAUGUGGACCUUGGAGGAUCCUAUGUUGGACCAACUCAAAAUCGAAUCUUAAGAUUAGCCAAGGAGCUGGGAUUGGAGACCUAUAAAGUAAAUGAAGUUGAGCGUCUGAUCCACCAUGUAAAGGGCAAAUCAUACCCCUUCACAGGCCCAUUCCCACCUGUGUGGAAUCCAAUUGCCUACCUAGAUCAUAACAACCUUUGGAGGACGAUUGAUGACAUGGGUCGAGAGAUACCCAGUGAUGCCCCAUGGAAAGCACCCCUUGCAGAAGAGUGGGACCACAUGACAAUGAAGGAGCUGCUGGACAAGCUCUGCUGGACUGAAUCUGCAAAGCGGCUUGCUAUUCUCUUUGUGAACCUGUGUGUCACCGCAGAGACUCAUGAGGUCUCUGCUCUCUGGUUCCUGUGGUAUGUGAAGCAGUGUGGAGGCACGACUAGAAUCAUCUCUACAACCAAUGGAGGGCAGGAGAGGAAAUUUGUGGGCGGAUCUGGUCAAGUGAGUGAGCGAAUAAUGGACCUCCUUGGUGACCGAGUGAAGCUGGAGAGGCCUGUGAUCCGCAUUGACCAGACAGGAGAAAAUGUCCUUGUGGAAACCUUGAACCGUGAGAUAUAUGAGGCUAAAUAUGUGAUUAGCGCUAUUCCUCCUACUCUGGGCAUGAAGAUUCACUUCAAUCCCCCUCUGCCAAUGAUGAGAAACCAGCUAAUCUCUCGUGUGCCUUUGGGGUCUGUCAUUAAGUGUAUGGUUUAUUAUAAAGAGCCCUUCUGGAGGAAAAAAGAUUACUGUGGAACCAUGAUUAUUGAAGGAGAGGAAGCUCCAAUUGCCUACACAUUAGAUGAUACCAAACCUGAUGGCAACUAUGCUGCUAUAAUGGGAUUUAUCCUUGCCCACAAAGCUAGAAAACUGGCACGUCUUACCAAAGAAGAAAGGUUGAAGAAACUUUGUGAGCUUUAUGCAAAAGUUCUGGGAUCCCAAGAAGCCCUGCAGCCAGUACACUAUGAAGAGAAGAACUGGUGCGAGGAGCAGUACUCUGGGGGCUGCUACACCACCUACUUCCCCCCUGGGAUCAUGACUCAAUAUGGAAGGGUUCUGCGCCAGCCAGUGGGCAGGAUUUUCUUUGCAGGCACUGAGACUGCCACACAUUGGAGCGGCUACAUGGAGGGGGCUGUGGAGGCUGGGGAGAGAGCAGCCCGAGAGAUCCUGCAUGCCAUAGGGAAGAUUCCAGAGGAUGAAAUCUGGCAGUCAGAACCAGAAUCUGUGGAUGUUCCUGCACGGCCCAUCACCACAACCUUCAUGGAGAGACAUUUGCCCUCUGUGCCAGGACUGCUGAGGCUGAUUGGAUUGACCACCAUCUUUUCAGCAAUGGCUCUUGGCUUUCUGGCCCACAAAAGGGGGUUGCUUGUGCGAGUCUAAAGAAAGAGCGUUUGCUACCAAAGCUCACCG
Tupaia belangeri chinensis (Chinese tree shrew) is the source of this 1670-nucleotide messenger RNA. RefSeq names its product monoamine oxidase B (gene MAOB). Gene Ontology annotation, cellular component: mitochondrion. Lineage: Eukaryota; Metazoa; Chordata; Mammalia; Scandentia; Tupaiidae. Gene Ontology annotation, molecular function: flavin adenine dinucleotide binding; primary methylamine oxidase activity. The coding region runs from base 78 to 1640 and encodes 520 amino acids. The record is from RefSeq and is a predicted model, not a curated record. The transcript has 15 exons.